This is a messenger RNA of Pochonia chlamydosporia 170, 1185 nucleotides long. Its product is annotated as GTP-binding protein YchF. NCBI's taxonomy places the organism in Eukaryota, Fungi, Ascomycota, Sordariomycetes, Hypocreales, Clavicipitaceae. Gene Ontology annotation, molecular function: GTP binding; ATP binding; ATP hydrolysis activity. The record is from RefSeq and is a predicted model, not a curated record. Bases 1 to 1185 code for a protein of 394 amino acids. The transcript is spliced from 4 exons. Gene Ontology annotation, cellular component: cytoplasm.
AUGCCCCCUAAGAAAGUUGUUCAGGAGGAAAAGAUUCCCCUUGGCCGACCUGGGAACAACUUGAAGAGUGGAAUUGUUGGCCUUGCAAACGUUGGCAAAUCUACAUUGUUCCAGGCCAUUACAAAAUGCAACCUUGGCAACCCAGCUAACUUCCCCUAUGCCACCAUUGAUCCUGAAGAGGCUCGUGUCAUUGUUCCCGAUGCUAGAUUUGACUGGCUAUGCGAGAAGUAUAAGCCCAAGUCUCAAGUUCCUGCCAAUUUGACGGUUUAUGACAUCGCUGGUCUCACACGCGGUUCAUCCACCGGAGCUGGUCUUGGAAACGCUUUCUUGUCGCAUAUUCGCGCAGUAGAUGCCAUUUUCCAGGUUGUUCGAUGCUUCGACGACGCCGAAAUUAUCCAUAUUGAGGGUGACGUGAACCCCACUCGAGACUUGGAUAUUAUCAGCGAGGAGCUCAGACUCAAAGAUAUUGAGUUUGUUGAAAAGGCUCUGGAGAAUCAGAAGAAGAAGACCCGCAUGGGCGGCCAGAGUCUCGAACUCAAGAAGGCUAAGCAAGAACAAGACAUCAUCGAGAAGAUCUUGGCUUGGCUGCAAGAUGGCAAGGAUGUCCGCAAAGGUGUCUGGGGCCCGAAAGAGGUUGAGGUUAUCAACCCGCUGUUUUUGUUGACAGCUAAACCGGUUGUAUAUCUGGUGAACUUGUCUGAGAAGGAUUAUGUUCGCAAGAAGAACAAACAUCUCCCCAAGAUCGUUGAGUGGGUCAAGGAGCAUGCCACCGGCGACCCCAUCAUUCCUAUCUCCGUGAGCUAUGAGGAGCGUUUGACACGCUACGAAACCGAGGACGAGUCCAAGGAGGAACAAAAGAACGUCGGGGCUGAGUCGGCGCUGCCCAAGAUCAUCACCCAAAUGCGCAAAACGCUGCAAUUGGGAAGUUUCUUUACAUCUGGCGCUGAUGAGGUCCGUCAAUGGACCAUCCGUACUGGAACCAAGGCGCCUCAGGCUGCUGGUGUCAUUCAUACGGAUUUUGAAAAGACCUUUAUCCAAGCUAUUGUCUACAACUUUGAUACUUUGAAAGAGAUGGGCGACGAAUCGGAGGUCAAGGCAAAGGGAAAGAUGAUGACCAAGGGCAAGGAAUAUGUCGUCGAAGACGGCGAUAUUUUACUCAUUAAAGCCGGUGCUGCUAAGGGUUAG